CAAUUAACCACCGAAUCAAACGGUAUAAAUUUGUAAACGUGGUCCAAAAUGCACGAUAUAAGAUGAUGAUGAUGAUGAUAAGCUGAAUUAUUCAACAUCAAUGGCGAACGAGAAAGCUCAAGAAAUGGCGAAUCUAUCUUCUCAAAUCUGCAACCAAAUCUCAUCUGUCUUCACAAAACCAACCUCACCAUAUCCACCACCGCUCGAUCUCCUAGUAACAGAGCUUACCGCAAUCUCCCGCAACCGCAACAACUCUCGUAUCUUCCUCUACGGUGUUGGACGCGAAGGUCUAAUGCUAAAAGCCUUCGCGAUGCGUCUCUUCCACUUUGGUCUCCCCACUCACUUAGUCUUCGACAUGACAACACCUCCAAUCUCAUCUUCUGAUCUCUUAAUCGCUUCAGCUGGUCCUGGAGGAUUCUCAACCGUCGAUGCGCUUUGCUCUGUAGCUAAAUCGAACGGUGCUAAGGUUAUACUUAUUACUGCAGAGCCAGCGAUAGGUUCUUGUGUGAAACAUGCAACGGAUGUCUGUUAUGUACCUGCUCAGACUAUGGCGAGUGAUAACGGUGGUGGUGAUUCGGUGGAAAUGGGAGAGAGACGUUUAUUGCCGAUGGGGAGUGUAUAUGAAGGAGCUUUGUUUGUGUUGUUUGAGAUGGUUGUUUACAAGUUGGGUGAGGUUUUGGGUGAGUCUUCUGAGUCGGUACGUGCUCGUCAUACUAAUCUUGAGUGACGUAGCAAUUUUGAUUAGCAUGUGCUGUUGUUUUGGUAUUUCGCUUGAGAAAUGGCUGCUGUUCUACUACAAAUUGUUUAUAUUAUACUAUUAAAACAAUAAGAAUAAAGACAAAAUUCUUAUGGAAAUUUAAUAAGGGUUUGAUACAACUAAGAGCAAUUAAAGCCCAUUGGGCCUUUUUACCAA
Molecule: messenger RNA, 913 nt
Organism: Arabidopsis thaliana (thale cress)
Lineage: Eukaryota; Viridiplantae; Streptophyta; Magnoliopsida; Brassicales; Brassicaceae
Product: Sugar isomerase (SIS) family protein
Exons: 1
Coding region: 101-727 (208 amino acids)
Biological process (GO): carbohydrate metabolic process; carbohydrate derivative metabolic process
Molecular function (GO): carbohydrate binding; isomerase activity; carbohydrate derivative binding
Source: RefSeq, marked reviewed